GGAAAGGUGUUUGGUCCCCGCAGUGGCGAGUGUGAGGUGGGAGGAGAGUGCGAGCGGCUCCUAUUUACAACCAUAUUUCGUCCAUCACACCGUCUCUAGGUUUCUGGCCUCAGUGUUAGCGUAGAGGUGGACCAUGAGAGAAGUGGUGAGGGCGGUGAGGGAGUGAGGGAGGAGGACUGUGAAGCGGGCAGGCUAGGGCAGGCAGAGGAAGGCCAAGGAAGUUUGUUUACAGUAAGAGACUCAGCUGGUGAGGGAGGGCUUUACGCACACCGCUCCUCCCUCUGUGUUUCUCCUUUCUGCUGCAGUGUACAAGCCCAUGUAGAGUGUGCUGGCCGCCCUUCCUCCAGGCUGCUGCAGUUCAGGACCCCAGCCACUACAGGCCGCCUCGCAUGACACUCAUGUAACUGUGGUGUUGUGAAGGACAAGGGCAACAACAGCAGCUGCAGGACAGACUCGUGUGUCCGAUUAGCGCGUGCGUGAGGCUGCUGCGAGGGGAGAGGAUAAGCAGCUCCCGGCACCACCCAGGCGCUGGGACAAUGGACAUAGCGGGACACUGGGCUGCCCUGUGCCUUGACCAUCUUGGGAUUUGUUAACUAGACACUCAACAGAACCUUGUGUGAGGCGUCGGGAUGGUGUGUUGGGGGAGUGAAACGAGAGAGUGCAGCAGCAGCAGCAGCGGCAGCAGCAGCUCCAGCACCAAGGUGUUGGCCAGAUGAGCAGCAGCACGGCCGAGCCUCCCCCAGGUACUCACCCUGGGGGGCAGGCCGGGGACUCCAGUGCCGGCCUCCAGUCCCCGGUUCCGCCCCUGAACCCCACUAAUGCCAGCAGAGAGGAUGAAGGAGGUGCUGGAGGGGUUGAGAGGAGCUGGCCGGCUGAUCCUCGGCCACCUGUGCCAGGUGGGGAGGAUGUCCCUGGCCCAGAUCCUCAGCCUCCUUAUGGAGACUGGGGUAAGGAGUCCCCCCUUGCCAUCCUGCCAUAUCCCUCCCAUCAUCUCUAUGCUCAUUUUCAAGGUGAAGGGGGUGGGGAUGGCCCUGCAGCUGGCCCAGGCUCUGCUGAGGCUGGGUCACCUGUCUGUGGAGGGGGUGAGGGCAGCUCCACACCUCCAGUGGUGCGGUGGUCCCAGUCGUUGCAGCACCUACUUGAAGACCCUCAGGGUGUCCAGCUCUUCCAGGACUAUCUCAGGGAAGAGUGUGGUACCUGUGAGGCAGUCCUCUUCUGGUUUGCCUGCAAUGGUUUGCGCCGCACUGACCACCAGGAUCCUUGGCAGCUAGUGCCCAUAAUAUGGAAAAAGUUCAUCCGAAACUAUGCUGUGAGGGUUACUGAGAAGACGUACAAGACCAUCAACGACCGCAUCAAUGCUCGCAGCAUUGACCGCAAUAUCUUUGAUGAUGCUCAAAGGGAGGUGGAAGAGGAGAUAGAACGAAGUACCUAUCCCAGCUUCCUGAAGAGCGAGACCUACCUCACCUACCUCGGGAUGGUGACCCAGCAGGGUGGGGGACCAGGGGCCGAAUCCCCUCAUAGUCCCUCCCCCAGUAGCCCUGGUGGAGUCAGCACAGGAGUAAUGCUACCCACUCUGCAUGAAGACUAUGAGUAUGAGGGUGGGGCAGGAGCCACCCAACUACGACUCACCCAGGAGGCCCUUGCUGCCACUGUCAAGCGUCGGGCUGCACCAGAGAGAAGAAAACCUGAGGCUUAUGCUGGGCAAUAUUUGCAUGGAAGAAGCAUUUAUGGUGGUGGGGGCGUGAACCCCUACCAUGCAGUGUACGGCACGGUGCACCUCUCCAGCAGGCAGGACUCUGAGCUCCAGAGUCUUAGCUCUGAUGCCCUCACCGAUGACACCCUCUCCUGCACUGACUCUUCGGUGGAUGGCAUGUCCAUAGGCCACCCUGUCAAUCCCAAGUAUCUCAAGAAACAGUAUCGUAUCAUGCGGGAUAAUGCCCGCCAGAAUCUGGAGCGUUGCCUCAGUGGUGGGAAUGGGCAUGGUGGUGUAGGUAGCAGUGGAAUAAUGCAUGGGGGCUUUCUCCCUCGCACCCAUCGCAUCUGUCAUGAAUCCAUUCCUAACCUGAAACCUCAAGAGUUUGCUGCUCUUCUCAUAGAAAAGCUAGAGAAGGUGCAGAGGGAACGGGAAUCACAGGAGAAAGUGCAGCAGUCCUUCAAGAAGAUACAAGAGGGUGACAAUGUUUCGGAUGAGUGUCGGAGGGAACAUGCCUUUAACAGUCUCCCUCCAUCACUGCUGUUAGACAAAUUAGCCCAGAAGAUCCCCAUAGAUGAUGUUGAUCCAUGCCAGUCUAUCUUGGAUGAACAUGUGUCCCGUGUGUGGCAAGACAGCAAUAAUGACACCCCAGCACGGUCCCCUGGCUCACCACGCCCUCGCUCACCCAACACUGGGAGGAGAGGAUGUCCAGCUCAACCUGUACGGCCCACACCUCCUUCACAGCAUAUUCCUAAGGGCCAUUCAAUACACCCCCAUGGUCACCUGGCACAUCAGCAGCAGGGCCACUUGCCACACCUCCCAAUGGGACAUCAGGUUCAUCUACCCCCAGGUCACAUGCUUCAUGCGUAUCAGGCCACCAAGAAUUGGAGCCACGCACGACGCAGAGAUCGUGACCUGUAUUCCACAUUUUCCUCUGACUCUGGCAAUGUUGCUGACUAUUAUGAAGGAAGUGAGCGGCCUGGGCCUUCCCACCUCAUUCCCAAGUCCCGCUCCAUGCCAGACUACAUGGAAAACUAUGCGGGGACUAGUAGUGAUGGUGGCAGCUCAGGUGGCAGGAGAGUGGUAGGGGGUCGGCGCAGCAGUUCCCGGCGGCCCCCUGCUGAUCUCACUGAUUCUGGAGUCUCUGUGGUGUCUGACUCUGGCCCUUCCCUUACACCCUCUGCUUCAUCCACAGAAAGGCGGAGCAGCAGCAGUGGUGGUCGGCGAAGUGGGAGUGGGAUGAGUGUGGGUGGGACAGCAACCAGUGGUAGCAACACAAGUGUGAGUGGCAGUGUGGUGGGUGGUGGACGCACAGGGUCCCAAGAGAGAGGAGCAUGGGCAGGAGUGGACUCAGGGUUGCACCUGACACAUGGUCAUGGUCUUCAUCUGCCUCAGGGUCCUCUCCAACCUCACUUGCCACAUCAGGACGACUCUAAGAGACGGAGCAGGGGUGGAGGUAGUCAUGGGUCAGGCAGAUCAGGAGGUCACAGUUCGAGUCACAGUUCAGGUCAUAGUCGAGGUCACUCUGAAGCCGGGAGUGGACGGACUGUGGGCCAUGGAGAUGCAGUUUCUGCAACAGCAACUGCUGCCAACUCUGGCUCAAAUGGGUCCACCUUGAGACGGGCCAGACCUCGGCACACUCAGCCCACAUCUUCAGGUGGAAUGUGUGAGAGUGGUGGUGGCAGUGGAGUAGGGGGUGGCAACAGCCAGCUGGGUACUGGAACUGGUGUCAGCAGUGCUGGCAGCUCCACCACCACAAGUGUUCCUGAAGUCACCACUAUUGUUUAUAAUUUUCAUGAUGAUGCCGUGCCAUUUGUCACGCGGGUCCCUACCUUCCCAGUCACCUUGAAACGCUUCAAGCAACACUUACCUAAAAAAGGCAAUUACAGAUUCUUUUUCAAGAAGCAUUGUGAGGAGUUUGGGCUGAUCAAUGAAGAGAUCACAGAGGAUUCUGUCAACCUUCCUCUCUUUGAGGGCAAAAUAUUUGCACAAAUUAGGAAGGCAGAUUGAAAGUAAGGCAUUGGAGUGUGAUUAACAAACUAAGAUACUUGUGUAUCAUUGUGUUAUGGUGGCUAUUAUUUUCACCAACACCAGAAUCCUUAUUCCUUAUUACGAGAAAGUGUGACGGACACAUAUGGCAUUGAGGAGCCCCGGUGGAGACAGCCAGAGGGCUGUAGAUGGAAGGGGACCACCGGGGAAGCUGAGACUUAGCAUUGUUAUGCUGGUCCAGCAUUGAUGGAGCCUUGCAGCAGAUAGGCUUAAUAUCUUACCUCAGUUUAGAGAUAUAAUGUGUGAAGAUGUGGCCAUGAACAGCAUGUGUGGGGUGCAACAGGACCUCCAAGUGGCAGCAGUUCCCAUUGUGGUCAAGCAACAGUAGUUGCUUCCACCCUACACCAUCUGACUCACCCAUAAUAUACCAUACCAACAUUGUUGCACAUUUCCUUGGAAACUUUACCUCAGUAAAAUUUACCAAGAAAGUGCUUUGUACAGAGGUCAAGAAGGCAGAGUCAAACUAGUCAAGAAUUUGGUGUUAGGAAGUGUUAGUAGGAUAGUCACUAGAAUGUGACUUCUUUCCUAUUUUAAAAAACGGCACUUGAGGACUGCUGCCACCAGGACCUGCAACAUGCUCUGCACUCAGUCCGUAUUGGCAACUCUUUACCUUUGGUGCUACUUGUGUAGAGGUUCUGAGGGGUGUACAAGGCCUCCUUCACAGUCCAUACCACACCCAAUGCAGACAUUCUCUUACUGCUAAUAGUACAAGUUGGAGGCAACCCUAGUGCUGGGCCUGGACUGGAUCACAAUAUUGAAGCUUAGGAGAUUUUACUCUUCUAGAUUUUUCAGGACAAGAUCAAGGUUUAUUUAAUUGAUGUAUAGGGAAUGAGAUCUGGACCAAGUCAAGAUUUAUCAGUUAGACUGGUUUAUAGGGAAUAUUAUAUUUAAGAAGAGCAAGAGGAAUUAUGCUCACACCCCUUAGUCAUGGCCAGUAGAGGGUUUUCAUUACAUUAAAAAAUUUUCAGAAUCCAUUAACAGAUGAUUACUGCAUCAAGAAGGGAUACUAUCAGCAGUUGUGUUCAUAUUCACAAAAUUCAUGCCCAUGGGAUGGCAGAACCUUGUCUAGGCUCCUUUAACAAAAAUGUUGUGGAGUAAGCUUGCCAGAAAUGCAGUUAUUAUGUGGCUUUAUAACACUAAAUGUUGAGAGCAACUAGAAUAGUGAUGCAAUAACUUAAAAUACACUACAUUUAAAAUUAAAGGAACAAUAUCAACAAAAGGCACUUUCUCGUUUAGAAAACACGGAGUUAAAACAAUAAUCAUUUUGGUGUGGGGAAUGCAAGAUAUGAAUGAGGAGCAUGGGGAGAUGAAAACUUAAACUAAAUAAAUAUAUUGUAAUGAUGGCAGUAUCAAGUUGCAGUAUCCUAUACUUUAGCUCUUUAGUGGACCAAAUUAUCCUGAAAUUAAUAUACAUCCAUCAAGUUAACUUUGUAUUAAAAAAUAGGAAUUCUUUCCUUUUGAUUUUUGUUCCUUUACUAUUAACUGUAAUGCAUUUUUGUAUAUGCAUUGUGAUUUUCAUAGUUUAUUACAAAAAGCUUUAGAGUAUCUUGCACUUCCAAAUUAUGAAAACUAAAGGUUUUUGUUUACUGUCUUAAUGGCAAAGAUUAGACCACUUGCAGUGCUGCAAGUGUGGGGUUCUGUCAGCCCUUAACAUUUUUAAAGAGGAAAUUGGCAGAACACUAAUUGACUAAAAUGAUUGUCUAAGAUACAUUAUUUCAGUAUGAGAUAAAAAGUAAUGGAAAUAAUUUUUUCCUUAAGCCUUAGCUAAAGGUUUAUUAGCAGAUAUAAAGCUGCACCAGGUCUAAAUUUUUUGUUCCCAGAGCCCAGCACUAAUUAACAGCUGUAAAUGCCUGCAGUUUUGAAAUGCAGCAUUUCAGAGGAGCCCAGAGUUUGAUCAACUGAAAUGUAUAGUCAUUUGGCCCAAAAGUACAUCCCCCACAGCCUCUACCCACCAUCCACUAGUAAUGGAACUAUACUAAUGAAAUAAACCAACUUAUGUGCUAUUUAAACCUCACUCAUGGGGUUAUAUUGGAUUUUUAAAAAUUAGUUUUACUAAAAAUUUGAAGUAUGUACAAAGUGUGGGGUGUGGCGGGCAGUGGAGGAGCCACACACCGCCGUGUUACCACCAGGCCUCAGCCUCAGCCGUGCCUCCCUUCACCUGUAAUUGUUAUUUUUAUUAUCCUUAUUUGAUCCAUUUUGUUGAUGUCUCAGGUAUGCCUUCUAUUUUUAUGUAGACUAUUUACAAACAGUAUAAUAAUGUUGAUAAUUUUGUGUAACUAGGUGUUUUUUUUUUUUUUUUUUUUUUUUUUUUUUUUUUUUUUUUUUUUUUUUUUUUUUUUUGGUCAUGUCUGCCAAGGUUGAAGUGCCUGUUGAAGUGAGCCAUUGUUGACUUCACAAACAGUAAUUUUCCUUUCACUAUAUGAGAGGAUCAUGAAAUGUAAUAUUCAGUAUGCCUUGGGUAUGGCUUAGUUUUGAUUUUGUUGCAUAACUUUGUUUUGCCUAUUGUAGUGUUCAUUAUUUUAGUAACAUUUGUUUGUGCAGCAUAUUUGUGUUUGAGGAGACUGACUCAGCCCUGGUUAUCGGGGUUGACUCAGCCCAGCUGCUGGUGAUCCUGCAUCCGAGCUUUACCUAGUAUCUCUCAGGACUCACUAGGGCUAAGCUAAUGCCUAAAAGAAUUUUCUAAAGCUUGAUUUUGCAGUAGAAACAAUUUUUUGUGCACUGUAUUUCUUUACACAAAAAUAUAAUAGUGGGAGUAGUGAAAAUAAUCUUUGACAGACAGGUAGCCAACCAGGCAGACAAGACUCAGUAAUUUACUUUACUUUUGGAGCUGCCAUAUUGUUUAAGAGGGGUAUUAGUGCCCUGUUAUCUCCUCUGAUUGUGAAGGAUUACUCUUGACACAAGAGCUUUCACAUGUGGGAUCUUUGUUGUGUGAGCCGCCCAGCCAUUUGGCUAAUGGCAUUAUCUUGCACUUCAGAUAGGCCUACUAUGUACAUAUGAUUUUUUAAUUAAACUCAUUUUAUAA
Scylla paramamosain (green mud crab) is the source of this 6764-nucleotide messenger RNA. Its product is annotated as axin-1-like. Gene Ontology annotation, molecular function: protein kinase binding; ubiquitin protein ligase binding; molecular adaptor activity. Gene Ontology annotation, biological process: negative regulation of canonical Wnt signaling pathway; cell development; positive regulation of proteasomal ubiquitin-dependent protein catabolic process. Lineage: Eukaryota; Metazoa; Arthropoda; Malacostraca; Decapoda; Portunidae. The coding region runs from base 713 to 3703 and encodes 996 amino acids. Gene Ontology annotation, cellular component: nucleus; beta-catenin destruction complex; plasma membrane. The record is from RefSeq and is a predicted model, not a curated record. The transcript is spliced from 17 exons.